AGUCGCCCCGCGUUCGUCACGAUGGGUUCGUCUCCGACGAAGCAAUUGUUGACUGAAGAUCUUUUGGAAGAUUAUACGUCGCUCACUUAUUUGACUAAGGGUGAGAUAUAUCACCUCAUGAAAAAAUUUCAUUCGAUCGAUCCGGAGAAGGUAAACGCCAACUUUUCGCACAGAUUCAGCCGCCAGGAAAUUAUUAACAAGUUUGAGGUUUUAAAAAACAACCCAUUUCAAGAUCGACUAUUCCGGGUAUUUUCUUCUGAAAAUGACAACCGAUUCUCCUUCGAAGAUAUCCUGGAUCUCUGCUCCGCCAUGAGCGCGGCCUGUCCGUCGCACGUUAAGGCCGCUUGGGCGUUUAGGAUUUUCGAUAUCGACGAAGACAAUCAAAUAAACGCAACCGACAUAUGCCAGAUUGUGGACCGAUUGACUCGAUACUCCGAUAAUCGCAAUGACAGUCUCGAUCGCGAUUCUAAAAUGAAAAUUGCUAACAUUAUAUUAGAAGAGAUCAAGUUGGACUUCACCGGAGGCAUCGGCCUUUCGGAGUUUGUUUUUAUUUUGUCGAGAAUACCUGAAUUCUCCAGUUCCGUCUAUUUUAGAAUAUGAGAUAAAGUUUAAAUGAUA
This is a messenger RNA of Pieris napi, 618 nucleotides long. RefSeq names its product calcium and integrin-binding protein 1-like. The record is from RefSeq and is a predicted model, not a curated record. The transcript is spliced from 5 exons. The coding region runs from base 22 to 600 and encodes 192 amino acids. Gene Ontology annotation, molecular function: calcium ion binding. Lineage: Eukaryota; Metazoa; Arthropoda; Insecta; Lepidoptera; Pieridae.